ACCGGCUUACAAGCGAAGCAACCAACAUCUUUACUUAAGUGAGAACGGAAUGAAUAUAACGUCAAACGAAUCAGUCGCACCGACUGCUUUCACAACAAGCGCAGCCACUAUGGAAGAUGCAGCUCGAGAAUGGGUCGGUCGCGUCGCGGGCAUCGUGACCAUGGCCAGCUUCGUCGGCAGCCUGUCGAUGUCCUGGCGGGUCUGGCGAUCCGGAAACACGGUCGGCGUCGCCUUCUCGCCCCUGGCCGCGGCCGCCAUCUGCCUGCACGCCUGGCUCCUCUACGGAAGAGCCAUCGGCGACCCCAACGUGGUGUGGGUGAACACCUGCGGUCUCGUCCUCAUGCUGGUCAACGCGUUCGUGCACCGCCUCUACUCCCGGGACCGAGGGCCCGGCGUGGCCCUGCUGGCGACUCUCGCGGCGAUGCAGAUCGCGUCGCCCAUGAUGAGCGUGACGUGGUUGGGCAACCUCGCGUUCGUCACCACCGUGGCCUGCAACGCGGCGCCGAUCGCCCGCAUCAGGACGGUCCCGCUGCCGGAGAUCGCCGCUUGGACGCUGACCGCCUGCGGUCUCUGGACCGCGUACGGGGCGCUCGCCCGGGACGCGCCGCUGUUCGCGAGCAACCUGGUCGGCACCGUGUUCGCCGCGAUCGAGCUGGGCGUGGCCGCGUGGAGACGGUGCCGAGGCGACGUGGACGUGCCCGCGCAAGUGGUGUGACGCGUUGCCCGAGAGCACGUGACUUGGUGCUCUUGAAGGCGCCAGAACAGCAUGCAUCCCGGCCUUUGCAGCACGCACCUACUGUAUGUGUCUCCGAGAACUAUAUACUUCAGCCAGGAUUCCUCGGUUGAACCGUGCACUUUCAGCGUCGCAUUUGCCCUCGAUCGGACGCGUUUACAUAGGAGAAUGGCGCUUUGGAAUCUCCGGAUAUGACACACAAGAGUCUUGACACAAACGGUUAAACGUAUGACGCACAAGAAGCAUCAGACAAGCAGCCUCACGAACUUGCUGUACUAUGCAGGAGUCUUGAAGCUGAAGUAGAGCAUAUUGGCUAAUUACAAUAAUAUUUGUGUGUUUUACUACACAACGCAGUGUCGCAAAGAUGUCAACAGUAUAUUCCUUGCUCCCGUGUGUCUUCGGCAUUGUGUAAACUGUAAUCCGUACAUAGCUGAAACUCUCUGAAAUGCCUUUUGUGUGUGUGUGUGUGUUACGGUAGCGCGAAGUUGCUGCGAAUAGCGGAUUUUCCUCAAGAACUUUGGUCAGCCAACCUGACAUGGCCGAAAGUUUCCAGCGUGUGCGUAGACGCUUGCAUGCGAAUAUAGUUAGCCAUACAUCUAUCGACGCCUAUUCUCGACAAGUGUGUGUAUUCUGGGCGAUGGUUUUAUUGUAAAUAAAUGACUUCGAAUGUU
Molecule: messenger RNA, 1404 nt
Organism: Dermacentor albipictus
Lineage: Eukaryota; Metazoa; Arthropoda; Arachnida; Ixodida; Ixodidae
Source: RefSeq, a predicted model, not a curated record